AUGAGAGUGGAGACGACAGAAGGAGACGGCGGGACUGAGGGUGGAGGGGAUCAUAGUGAGGGCGGAAUUGGAAACACGAGAGAUAAAGAUGGCCUGUUGGGUGGAGGGUUCGUAUUUGGAAGGGUCGAGGAAACAAAUAGUAGGGAGCAAAUGGCGGGGCACCAAGAGGGCUUUGUUUCAAGACGACGGGAUACCACAACCUCGUAUAAGGACAAGCUCUUGUCACCAGGUGUCGCCGGCUAUCUGGUUCAGCACGAUGAAGAAGAGGAUAUAGUGAAUGGUUGGAAAGCGUACUUUAACCAACAAAACAGAACUGAACAAGCUCGAGGCGAAGAGGGAGGGUCUGAGGAGGAUGAGGUAUCGGACUGCUUGAAGGAAGGGCGCUCACCAAAAUUUGAGUUUUCUGCGGAGGAGUAUACGGCAUGGUGCAAACCUUGGAUGAACUCUUUGAUUGUAAAAGUUUUGGGUGCUGAGAUCCCUAACUAUAUUAUUAGGGACCGGGUCAAACGUAUGUGGCGAUCGAAAGGUCCUAUGAAGAUAAUUCCUCUCAGUAAUGGAUAUAACAUUGUCUCUUUUACUACACGAGAAGACGGGGACUAUGCUUAUCAAGAGGGCCCAUGGAUGAUUGAUGAUCACUACCUUGUUGUCCAGAGGUGGCGCCCAAACUUCAACCCUUGGAAAGCAGACGUGCAAAGGAAAAUAACUGCUUGGAUUAGGCUCCCUGAUUUACCGGUUGAAUUUUACAAUGUUGAAUCUCUCCGACGCAUUGGCAAUAUGGUUGGGAAAACGAUUAAAAUAGACCGCUCUACUUCCGUCUAUGAUAAGGGAGGGUUUGCAAGAAUUUGUGUUGAAAUUGACUUACAACAGCCAUUAUUACCGUUUUUUGAUGCAUUUGGAGAGGAUCGACCAAUUGUUUACGAGGGGCUCCAUAUGGUUUGUUUCCACUGUGGAAGAUAUGGUCAUCAGAAGGAUAAGUGUCCAGAAUUUUUUCAAGGGCACGAUAAAGGGCAGAACGAUAAGAACAAUAGAAGGCAGGCAGAGGAUGGUGAGGAUGGAAAGUGCCCGGAUCCUUCCAUGCUAAACCAGCAACUAUCGGAGACUGGUGUGUCCUCUACUGCCGGUAAGAGUUCAAUGUCGAAUAACGUGUUUGGAAAGUUGAGAAUUUUGAAGCGUGAUUUUCGGGGUAGGAUGUCGAUCUCGGAAAUAGUGGGAUUAGACCAGGAUAUUGCUAACGUCCCAAAAUCAGCGGCCAAACAGGAUCAUCGCGGGAUUGCCUCCAGGUCAACAGAUAACAAACAAGGUCUUAAUGACAGAAAUAAAAAGGGGAAUAAUGACAGGUUCCAGAAAGAUACGGAUAAAAAUAGAACAGGCCUUAAUCAGGAUUUAAAUCAUUUGGAAUGGAUUCUUGUGGGCACUAAGAGGAAGAACGUGGCAAAAGGGAGGCGACGUGGAAAGGAAAAUGUGGCCCCAACGCAUGUACUUCGGAAAGAAAAAGAAAAGGUGGGCCUUGGCGAUAAACCUGUCAGGUUUGACAAUCCUUUUAAGGCCUUGCAAGAGAACUCAUCUGAAAUUAAUCUGGGAACUACUACAGUUCUUGGGCCGAGCUUGAACUACAACGGAGGUACUCAGGAUGGUGUCAACACUGUAGAGCCUCAUACGUCGUCCUUGGGUGUUGAGGUUACGAUGGUCUCUAAUUCUUCAGGUCCAGUUGAAGGUUCCUUCUUGCCCUUGGUUAAUGCUAAGGAUGACUCUAUGGAGGCGGGUACAGGGGUAGCCUAG
Molecule: messenger RNA, 1779 nt
Organism: Neltuma alba
Lineage: Eukaryota; Viridiplantae; Streptophyta; Magnoliopsida; Fabales; Fabaceae
Exons: 1
Coding region: 1-1779 (592 amino acids)
Molecular function (GO): nucleic acid binding; zinc ion binding
Source: RefSeq, a predicted model, not a curated record